Messenger RNA from Hyla sarda, 1047 nucleotides. RefSeq lists its product as uncharacterized. The coding region runs from base 153 to 833 and encodes 226 amino acids. Lineage: Eukaryota; Metazoa; Chordata; Amphibia; Anura; Hylidae. The transcript has 2 exons. The record is from RefSeq and is a predicted model, not a curated record.
UCCCUUUUAGCCCAAGUUUCUGGCCAGUGGAGAGUCCGUUUCAUCUCUCCAUUACCAAUUCCGAAUCCACAAUCUCAAAAUUUGUUCCGGAAACCUGUGAGGGUAUAUGGAGGAAUCUUCAGCUCCAGUAUCUUCCCGAGCCUACCACCGCUAUGUGGAAUGAAGCAGCAGACGGAUUCUGGAGACAUGCAAACUUUCCUAAUUGGGUUGGGGCACUGGAUGGAAAACAUGUGCGGAUAAGGAAGCCAUCUGGAAGUGGAUCUCUAUUUUAUAAUUAUAAGAAAUAUUUUUCUAUUAUACUCAAGGCGAUAUGUGAUGCCAGCUAUAAAUUCUUGGCCGUUGACAUUGGUGCCUAUGGACAAAAUAACGAUUCCCGUGUUUUUAAAGAAUCAAAUUUAGGAAAAGCCCAGUAUGCUGAUACCUUCCAGAUCCAGGCCCCAAAACCAUUACCUGGUACUGAUGGACCUGCCUUGCCCCAUAUAAUAGUGGCUGAUGAGGCCUUUCAGAUGGCCCAAAACUUGCUAAAGCCCUACUCGGGAAGAAGGCUUAAUCCACAGCGGCGUGUGUUUAAUUACCCCUUAACGCGGGCACACAGGUAUGUGGAAUGUUCUUUUGGUAUUCUUACCAAUAAAUGGCGCUUACUAACAACAAGCAUACAAGUCAAGCCGGAAUCCGUCGACACAGUCAUAAAAGCUUGUGUUGUACUACAUAAUUUUGUGCUAAAUAUGGAGCCUUGUUCAAUACCUACCAUGGAGGAAAUUACAGAAGUCAAUCUUCCAGGAAUGGAAGCCAUACCAUUUCAGAACAAGUGUUUCAGUCAUGCAGAUACGUGAUGAAUUUUGUAAUUAUUUCUAUUCAGACCAAGGUGCUUUGCCAUGGCAGCAUACCCUGUAGGUUAUUUUUCAACUUUAUUUUUGUCUUCGUUUAUUAAAGAAAAAAAUUAUAAUUUACUAAUUAAUCUAUUUUUCUUCUUUUUUUUUAAGAGAAAUUGAAGAUUGAUGCCUGUAUUUUUUAAACCUUGUUCAUAUGAUAAUAUAUUUUUUUUAA